AAAAUAUCCUUGUGCUGAUUUAUUUCGGCCCAUUAACUUCAUAUAGUAACAUUUUGAAGUUCCUUUUGUUCGUCGACGUUCAUUAUACACUUGGCCUGAGCAUCUAUUUCCGGCGAUCUCCUUCCCAUCCCUUUCUCCGCGAAAUCGAGUUCUAGGAUAACCAGUUAGACUGCAACUGCUCGAAGGAUUGAUUCACAUUGAGAAAAUGAAAAGGGGACAUGUAAAGUGGGAUGAGGCAAAUUUGGGAGAAAUUGAGGCAAAUAAACCGGUGAGGCAGAAAAUUACUGAACCAAAGACACCAUAUCACUGCAUGAUUGAUGAUGAUGGAUCUUUAUCUCCUAUACGGGGUAAUUUUGAGGAAGGCAAUGGUGAUGCAGUACAUGCAGAAGCCAUACGCAGUGCAUUGAAUGAGAUGGCUUCUUCCAGUAAGAAUAAAUCCCGACGGUCUGGCUGGACGUCAUCUGAGGAUGAAGCCGGUGUCAUGGACCAAGAUGAUGCAGAUUCUGGUUCAAGGAAGGGAAAGAGCUUCAAGGAGCACAGGCGAGCACACUAUGAUGAGUAUCGGAGAGUCAAAGAACUCCGUCGGAAGGGCUCCUCUCUUGAAGAAACAUCAGACGAUGAGGAUCUUGUGGAAAAGGAUGGGAGGUCUGAUUCAUCAUCAUCAUUGACUAGUGCUGUUAAGGACAUAGAGAUUGAGGAAGGCAGCAUGGACACUUCUAAAUAGUACUCUUUCCCAGCCCUUGUAGCUCAGAUCAACCAGAUGAGCAUUGCUGAUUUGAUUUUAUUUCCAUACUCCCUUUGUUUAUAUCCGUCUAACUUCUGCUUGUAAGUUGUGUAUUAAGGUUUUUAUCAACCUUCAGGAUGAUAAAAGUUCUGGCAUAUCGAAUGGCACAUAUUCAGUUAGAUUUCUGUCGGACAUUGGCUUUAGAUAAUGGAGUAUUCUGAAACCCAAUUUUUUGUACACUACAUCUUGUCGUUUGUCCUUAUGUCUGUGAUGUUUAAUUGCUAGUUUAACUUCAGUUUUCUGUGAUAA
Solanum dulcamara is the source of this 1033-nucleotide messenger RNA. RefSeq names its product protein phosphatase inhibitor 2. Bases 206 to 724 code for a protein of 172 amino acids. The record is from RefSeq and is a predicted model, not a curated record. The transcript has 5 exons. Gene Ontology annotation, molecular function: protein phosphatase inhibitor activity. Gene Ontology annotation, biological process: regulation of signal transduction. NCBI's taxonomy places the organism in Eukaryota, Viridiplantae, Streptophyta, Magnoliopsida, Solanales, Solanaceae.